CACUACAUCCAAAGCGGCUGGUACAUAAUGUGUAGCUACAUAUCGGUAAAUGUACGCUUCAAAAAACCAGGGAAAUUUAUCUUCUAUUCCGCGGCGGCGUAAAUCGCCUAUGUAUUACAGUCUUUUACGAAAAUUAUACAAGUUUGACCAUGUCGCUCAGCGGAAAAGUAGUCCUUGUUACGGGCGCAUCGCGGGGGAUCGGGAAAGGUAUCGCUCUGCAACUGGGACAAGCUGGUGCUGUUGUUUACAUUACAGGAAGAACCAUGAAGGCAUCAAAUGCAGCAGCCGGCCCGGGAUGUCUCCAGCACACCGCCGACGAAGUGCAGCGUCGUGGAGGCCAGUGCAUUCCGCUCUUGUGUGACCAUAACCGGGAUGAGGAAAUUGAUGCGGUCUUUCAGCAGAUUAUCAAGGAGCAGGGACACCUGGACAUUCUGGUGAACAAUGCGUAUUCCGGCGUGCCAGCACUGCUGGAGAACUACGGAAAACCGUUCUGGGAGAUAACGGAAGACGUGUGGGAUGCCGUUAACGGGGUGGGCCUACGGAACCAUUACAUUUGCGCUGUUAAAGCCGCUCGCAUCAUGACGCAGCAAAAAUCCGGAUUGAUCAUCAACGUGUCGUCAUCAGGGGCGGGUUAUUUUUUCACACCGGUCUACGGAAUCGGAAAAGCAGCAUGUGAUAGGAUGGCAGCCGACUGUGCCAUUGAGCUAAGACCACACAAUGUGACCUUUAUUAGCCUCUGGCCAGGCGCCGUGAAAACGGAGAUGAUCAGCGAGAAUCUCAGUGGCAAGGGCAAGAUUGCCCAAAAUCACAAUAUGGCGGCGAUUGGCUUUGGAGAAUCAACGGAAUUCCCAGGGAUGUGUAUCGUGGCAUUAGCGAAAGAUCCCAACAUCUUACAGCGUACUGGCAAAGUGAUUUCCACCUCCGCCAUUGCACGAGAAUUCAAGCUGAAAGAUAAUCCGGUGUAAAGUUCACGCCGACAGACGAGCAUUAAAUACUUGAAACCGGCAUGUUCCUGUUGCAAUAAAUUCAGUUCGAAGGCCCCGAUUCCGGCAAAAACUUAUUGUAACUGCCGUAUCUCGCGCGUGCGUGAUUCGUAGAUGCCUGAAAAAUUCAUAUCCAUAUGAUGUGUAAUCUGUGUAUUUUCUGCAAGCAUUUUGCUAAUGCAAAAAUCCGCACCACCAGAAAUAUUCUGCUAGAUGAAUGUCAUUAGCAGGCUGCAAA
Messenger RNA from Paramacrobiotus metropolitanus, 1221 nucleotides. RefSeq names its product dehydrogenase/reductase SDR family member 1-like. NCBI's taxonomy places the organism in Eukaryota, Metazoa, Tardigrada, Eutardigrada, Parachela, Macrobiotidae. The record is from RefSeq and is a predicted model, not a curated record.